Messenger RNA from Pseudo-nitzschia multistriata, 1127 nucleotides. NCBI's taxonomy places the organism in Eukaryota, Bacillariophyta, Bacillariophyceae, Bacillariales, Bacillariaceae. The record is from the annotation of a GenBank genome assembly.
CUAUACAAAACAAGAAAAAAAAGCCAAACCAAACCAAACCAAACCAAACCAAACCGAAGCAAAACAAGCGACACCGACACCGACACCAUGCCCGACGCCGCCCCCACCGCCAUGACCACCCCCCUUCCCUACUCCAUCUUCACGAACGGAUCCGCCUGCGGCCCGGGGGGCGUCGAGGCCGUCGGGGUCAUCCAGUCCCUGGUGGUCGUGGACGACAAGAGCCAAGGCGCAAAGGCCCAAGCCCCUGCCGAAACCCAACCCCCCGGGCCCGCGUACUCCUACUUUUGCGAGACGACCACCCACACCCACACCGACCCCGAUAAUGGCGGAACCAUCGAAACCACGGUCUACACCAAGGUCGGGGUGACCUGCUCGCCCCUCGACCAGGGGGACCUCGCCCUGGACGCGGUGACCUGCGAAGAGGCCGGCUGCGGGAGCUGCGAGACCGCCUACCCCGUGGCGGCGACCCUUGCGGUCCCGGUCUUUGCCCCGCUCCCGGCCCCCGAUGCCUGCUACGGGAUCACCGCGGACGCGACGGGGGUCACCGUCCUCAACCGCUUCGACGCCGGAGCCGACCGAGAAGGCAUCGAGACCUACUGGGAGGUCUACAAGGCGAACUCCUGCCUCGGGGACCUGGUGGAGGCCGCGAGUGCGAGUGCUUCCAGCGCAGGCGAAGGUCGCUCCGGUUCCGUUGGAUCCCUGGUUGUGGCCGCCGCGCUGGCGGCCUCCCCCUUUCUUCUCAACUAACUAGCGGGGUCCACCCACCUGCCCACCCACCCACCCACCGAUGGAUCGGACGAGCGAAAUGCACCGAUGGAAUGAUAUGGAAUGGAAUGAUAUGGAAUGCCCACCCUCGGCCACGGGCAAAGCGGACAGCGGUGGUGUCGGCGGACGAGAAACCAAAACCAAACACCACGGCAGGACCGGAACGAAACGAUCGCUCGAUGGCGUCGAAUCGAAUCGAAUCGAAAAAAAUUGACUCGAAAAAAAUCGAAUCGAAUCGAAUCGAAUCGAAUCAUCGAAUCAAAUGGAAUGGAAAACCGGGCGUUGCGUGUUGGUUUGUCCGCCCCUUGCUGGAAUAGUUUCGACCCGUUCCUGCCUUAAAGUAAUGAAGCACAAAACUACUU